AUGACGGUCGUACACGUCCUUGACAACUACUAUAUGGGCAUCACUGCUAUCAUAACGGUCGCCUACCAACUGUUCUUCUUCGCCAUAGCUUUCACCUUGAAAUUCGACAAACUCACAGACUUUGCUGGAGGAACCAACUUUGCCCUCCUAGCCAUCCUAACCCUCUCCUUCAGCGGGCACCACCACGCCCGCCAAAUAGUAUCCUCCCUCUUCCUAAUAAUCUGGGCCCUCCGCCUUUCUGGCUUCCUCCUCUUCCGGAUCCUAAAAACAGGCAAAGAUGACCGCUUCGACGACAAACGCGACAAGUUUUUCCCAUUUCUCGGCUUUUGGGUCUUUCAGAUGUUUUGGGUCUGGACUGUUUCUCUGCCUGUCACGUUGAUCAACUGCCCCAAUGUCACGCAGUAUCGUCAGCAUGAUUUUGGUACCGGGAGGGAUAUUGCUGGUGUUGUUUUGUGGACUGUUGGGUUUGUUAUGGAGAGUGUGAGUGAUGUGCAAAAGUAUCGGUUUAGGAAGACGCAUAAUGGGUCGGAUGUUUGUGAUAAGGGCUUUUUUGCUUAUUCACGACAUCCGAACUACUUUGGAGAAAUCAUCAUGCAGUUUUCUAUUUACAUGAUUGCUGUAUCAUCUACCGCGGAUGGAUACGUUGGAGGCCAAGCAUACAAGGCCCUUUACGCCUCCAUACUCGGCCCCUUCUUUCUCACCAUCCUCCUCAUGUUCGUCUCCGGCCUGCCCCUCUCAGAACGUCCCAAGGCAAAGUCACGAUAUGAAAAGGGAAACAACUGGGACGGCUACAAGCGAUGGCUAGACCGUACCAGCAUCCUCAUCCCCUUCCCACCACAAUUGUACGAGAAGAUGCCCGUCUUUCUCAAGAGAACGCUGUUCUUGGAAUUCCCCAUUUAUGUAUUUGAUCCCGCCAAGCACUCGGAUGUGAGCAAGCCAGGUGGUGCGAAUGAAGAAAGCCGUGAAGGAAACAGACAAGGACGCAACGGGGAAAGCGUUGAUGGGUUGGUUUAA
Messenger RNA from Fusarium vanettenii 77-13-4, 1014 nucleotides. RefSeq lists its product as uncharacterized. The transcript has 3 exons. Gene Ontology annotation, cellular component: membrane. The record is from RefSeq and is a predicted model, not a curated record. NCBI's taxonomy places the organism in Eukaryota, Fungi, Ascomycota, Sordariomycetes, Hypocreales, Nectriaceae. Bases 1 to 1014 code for a protein of 337 amino acids.